GCCCUCCUCCUCCUCCUUCCUUGGGGAGGGGGGAAGAGUUUUAAAAAAAAAGAAAGAAAAAAAAAAAAGAAGGAGAAAGAGAAAAGAAAUCCCAAGUCGCGUCCCCGACGUCUCCGGGCCCCGCGGCCGCAGCGGCCUCCCCACAUUCCUGGCAUUCCUGGGCCGUGACUCCCCGCGCCGCUCCGGCCCCAGCCCGGCCCCGGCCCCGCCGCCUCCGGCUCGCCUGCCCGCCGGCCCCGCUCGCCCCCGCGGGACACCAGUCCCCUCCUCCCGCCCUGCCUCCCUCCUUCCCGCACCCCGCGGGCGGCAGCAGGAGCUCAGGGCUCCCCGGCCCUCCGCGCCGCCACCGGCGGCCGCAGCUCCGGCCGCCCCGCACAAGUUCCCCGCGGUGGCCGGGCCGGGGCGGCGGGAGCCGAUCUCGUCUCCCUCCCCAGCGCCCGCGUCGGGUCCCGUCGGCAGCCGCUGCCUUCCGGGCCGGGACAGCCGCCUCCCGCGGGAGGUACAAAGCCGGAGCCGCCGCUGCCCGUGCGGCCGCCCAGCAGGUAAGAAGCUGGAAAUUGGAAAGAGUCACUGUAGAACUGGAAAAAUGAAGAGUGAAUCAGAGCAAUGUUUUUUCCAAAGAAUCCCUUGAAGCUCGCCCUGGGAAUGGACAGCUAUUCCCAUUUCUGGAGGAGAGUGAUGCCAGUUGAAGAAGCCUUUGAGGCAAGUCAACAAGUGUGCUAAUAACUCUCAGAAGAGCACAGGGAAGGGGUGACCUUCCAGGCCAACAACCAUGCCUUUCGGGUUGAAACUGCGACGGACCAGACGCUACAACGUCUUGAGCAAGAACUGCUUUGUGACAAGGAUCCGUCUGCUGGACAGCAAUGUGAUCGAGUGCACCCUCUCCGUGGAGAGCACUGGGCAGGAGUGCUUGGAAGCUGUUGCUCAGAGGCUGGAAUUACGUGAGACUCACUACUUUGGCCUUUGGUUUCUCAGCAAGAACCAGCAAGAUCGCUGGGUGGAACUGGAAAAACCCCUGAAGAAGCAGCUGGACAAAUUUGCCAAUGAGCCCUUGCUUUUCUUUGGGGUAAUGUUCUAUGUGCCCAGUGUUUCCCGACUGCAGCAGGAGGUCACAAGAUACCAGUAUUACCUACAAGUGAAAAAGGAUGUUCUUGAUGGCCGAUUAAUUUCUUCAUUUGAGCAGGGAAUUCGACUGGCUGGCUUGGCAGUGCAAGCGGAUUUUGGAGACUAUAAUCAGUUUGAAUCUCAUGACUUCCUCCGAGAAUAUGUGUUGUUUCCUAUGGAUUGGGCCCAGGAUGAAGCUGCCUUGGAGGAACUGACUCAAAAGGUUGCUCAGGAGCACCGAACUCACAGUGGCAUUACAGCAGCAGAGGCUGAGUUAAUGUACAUCAAUGAAGUGGAACGUCUGGAUGGGUUUGGACAGGAAAUUUUUCCUGUGAAGGAUAACCAUGGAAAUGACAUACACCUUGGUAUUUUCUUCAUGGGAAUCUUCAUAAAAAACAGAAAUGGCAGGACAACUGUGAUUUAUAGGUGGAAUGACAUUGGGAAUAUAACACAUAACAAGUCUUCGAUUGUUCUAGAGUUGAUCAACGAAGAGAAUGUACUCUUUCACACAGACGAUCUUGAAAAUGCCAAAUAUAUUUCACGUCUGUUUGCGUCAAGACACAAGUUUUACAAACAGAACAAAAUCUGCACAGAACAAUCAAAUUCUCCUCCCCCUAUCCGACGACGGCCCACCUGGAGUAGGUCCUCUUUGCCAAGACAACAUCCUUUUAUACUGCCUCCUAUGCAUGUCCAGUGUGGAGAACACUACACUGAAACACAUAAUUCACAAGAUAGCAUUUUCCAUGGAAAUGAAGAAACUUUCUACUGUAGGUCUCAGACCAGUUUGGAUAGGUGUCCAAUGGACUUCAGCUACUUGAAUGGUAAUGGACCCAAUGGGAGCGUAUGCAGUGCCCACAGCAUGAACUCCCUCAAUCGCUCACAGAACUUCAUCCAGGCGUCUCCAAUGUCCUCAAAUCUGAGCAUCCCUGGAAGCGACAUCAUGAGAGCAGACUAUAUCCCCAGCCACAGACAUAGUGCAAUCAUAGUACCAUCUUACCGGCCAACUCCAGAUUAUGAAACUGUCAUGAGGCAAAAGAAGAGGGGGGUGAUCCAGAUGGAUAGCCAAAGUCAGUCUUUGAGGAAUCUCAAUAUUGGAAACACACAUGCUUAUAACCAGCCGGAAGACCUAGUUUACAGUCAGCCUGAGAUUCGAGAGAGACAUCCUUACACAAUUACAUACGGUCCCCAGGGUGGUGGCUAUAACAAGCCUGUUGCCCCAUCUGAACAAAUGAACCCUAAUAAUGCUGCUCAAAAUAAGACAGCAGCCAGUGCCAUAUCCCACACUGUCAGCACCCCAGAACUGGCCAACAUGCAGCUGCAGAGCAGCCAGAGUUAUAACACCGCUCACAUGUUAAAGAACUAUCUCUUCAGACCCCCACCUCCUUACCCGCGCCCACGUCCUGCCACGAGCACACCAGACCUGGCAAGCCACCGGCACAAGUAUGUCAGUGGGAGCAGUCCUGACCUGGUCACUCGUAAAGUCCAGCUCUCAGUAAAAACCUUCCAAGAGGACAGCUCGCCGGUCGUCCGCCAGUCACUGCAGGAGGUCAGCGAGCCCCUCAUGGCAGUGAAGCACCAUGCGGCGGUGAACAAGCGCCACAGUUUGGAGGUCAUCAGCAACAUGGUGCGUGGUAUAGAAGCCAUGGCGUUAAAAACUUUGAACGCCCCCCUGCCACGCAGGAACACUUUGCGGGAGCAGGUGCAGCCGGAAGAAUCGGUUCAGAUGGGGCACGAAGUUCAGCAAGUUCCUCAUUAUCAUCACAAAAAGACGUUUUCUGAUGCCACGAUGCUGAUACACAGCAGUGAAAGUGAAGACGAAGAAGAAACCCAAGAAUCUGUGUCACGGAUAACAGCCCUCCAUGAGAACAUGGAGUACAGUGCCCAGCUGCAAGCUGCCUUGGCUAGAAUACCAAAUAAACCUCCUCCAGAGUAUCCUGGGCCUCGUAAAAGUGUCAGCAAUGGAGCCCUGAGGCAGGACCACGUUAGCAUUUCUGUGGCUGUAGCCAGGGCCAAGGCCAUGAGGCCGGGGCCUUCCAAAGCCAUCAGUGUGUCUCGAACUGAUCAAGUGGCAAUAAAUGGGUCGUCGCUUGGGCCCUCUAUCUCAGAGCCAGACCUCACCAGUGUGAAGGAGCGGGUCAAGAAAGAACCAGUCAAGGAAAGGCCUGUGUCUGAAAUGUUUUCAAUUGAGGACAGCAUUAUAGAAAGAGAAAUCAUGAUGAGGAAUCUAGAAAAGCAGAAGAUGGCAGGCCUGGAGGCCCAGAAGAGGCCCUUGAUGUUGGCAGCACUGAACGGACUCUCAGUUGCUAGGGUUCCAGUGCCGGAGGACAGCCAGGAUGAAGUCGCCAAGGUGCCAAUGGAUGAGAGGUGCAAAAUCUUGAGAAGGAAGUUGGAAGAGGGCAUGGUGUUUACAGAAUAUGAGCAGAUUCCAAAGAAAAAGGCGGAUGGGAUCUUCACCACUGCUGCCUUGCCUGAAAACACUGAGCGCAAUCGCAUCAGGGAGGUUAUUCCUUACGAGGAAAACCGAGUGGAGCUGGUGCCGACCAAAGAAAAUAAUACAGGCUACAUCAAUGCUUCACACAUAAAGGUUACUGUAGGUGGAGAGGAAUGGCACUACAUUGCUACCCAAGGACCUCUGCCACACACAUGCCAUGACUUCUGGCAGAUGGUGUGGGAACAGGGAGUGAAUGUUAUAGCCAUGGUCACAGCUGAAGAGGAGGCAGGAAGAAGUAAGAGCCAUCGUUAUUGGCCUAAACUGGGCUCUAAGCACAGCUCAGCCACUUAUGGGAAGUUCAAGGUGACAACAAAGUUCCGCACAGACUCUGGCUGCUUUGCAACUACUGGUCUGAAGGUCAAGCAUCUUCUCUCUGGACAAGAGAGGACAGUGUGGCAUUUGCAGUACACCGACUGGCCAGACCAUGGAUGUCCAGAAGAAGUCCAAGGCUUUUUAUCUUACUUGGAGGAGAUACAGUCGGUGCGUCGCCACACCAACAGCGUGCUGGACAGCAGCAACACCUGCAACCCUCCCAUCGUGGUUCACUGCAGCGCAGGGGUAGGAAGGACUGGAGUAGUUAUCCUAACAGAACUGAUGAUUGGGUGCUUGGAGCAUAAUGAAAAAAUGGACGUUCCUGUGAUGCUGAGACACCUGCGGGAGCAGAGAGUGUUUAUGAUCCAGACCAUAGCCCAAUACAAAUUUGUUUAUCAAGUGCUCAUACAAUUCCUGCAAAACUCUAGACUUAUUUGAUCUUUUUAAACAUCCCAGACCCAGCUUUGCGGAUCUGACUGAACCUUACUGGUGAACAAGGAGAACUGCCUUGACAACACUGUGUGCAUAUAUUGCACUUUUUAAAGUUGUCUUGAACGUAAGGAAUGAUUGUUCUUUACUAGUCUCCUGUGUAUUAUUUUAUACAAGAUAUAAUUUAUUUUUCUUGGAAUAACUUUUGAAUUACUUCAAUAACUCGUAAAUCUUAUAGUGACCUUCAAAGUGAACCACAUUUGACAUGACUGGUCUGCAUUGUAACAUGUCCAUAAAGGAGAGCAAUCCUUUGUAAAGGUAGUUUACUAGCUUUUAUUUUGCUGCACAGCUUCUGAAAUGAACAGGUAUUUGGCAGUGGGCUUUUUCUCACGUGAGGACGUUCUGGAUGCAGGUAUGUGGCUUCCGUGGUAAAAACAAGACCUGCUAGAUGUCAGCUACAGCUCUGUAUGAGUGGAAGUUGAGGGUACACAGCAUGGAGAUUUAAUUUCUGCAUGUGCAUCUGGGCACGUUACAGAGGGCUCAAACACAGGACAUUGUGAGGACAGAGAGUUUUGGGUGCUAAACUGUUCAAAUUCCGCAAGAAUUACGGCUUUAGAUUUAGUCCUUGAAAAAAUCAACACUGGAUCUUUUAAACGAGGCCUUUGCUGCUGUGUGCAGCCCUUGAAGGGAUUCUAAGAAGCAAUGUAGGGUGAGUGCAGUGACCCACAACAGGCUGAAGUCAAUGAGUGAGGUUUUUCAGUAAUUGUGGUGGACUGAGAGUUGAACAGCAUAGGAUUUUCAACCAAAUGCAUCCGAAAAAAACCAAACAAGCACAUUCUCAUGGAUUACACUGAAAGUAUUAUUGCCUUGAGGUUCACCUCCUGUAGAAAAGGAAUCUCAUUUAAAUUAGGCACCUCUGGUUCCCUUAGUUUUCAUGUGUGAACUAUCUUCUAAUGGCUAGAGAAGGGAUCAGGCUGGAGAGGAGCCUGGGAUGUCUCUGGUCCCAGCCCUGUUCACCUUACUGCUAACUUUAAACUUGGAUAGGCUUGCCCAGGGUCACACUCAGUUUCAGAAUUCUCAAGGGUGAAGAUUUCACAGCCUCUCAGGGCAUGUGAUGCAAUGCAGUUACUCUGUCAUGGUGAAAUUACCUUUCCUGGUAUCCCUUUCCCAGAUACUUUUUAAUAUUUUGGCCCUAUUGUUGCUUUUCUGUUGCAUUCCCACCUCCAAACCCUGAUCAGUGUACAAGAUCUAAGCCUACAAGCACUCUUAAUUUCAGCACUACAGGGACUAAAAUCAGUGUGAGCUUAAGCUCAGGUUCUGUACUAGAAUGUUUCUUAAAUUGCUUAGCACUGCACUCUGUUGGUUUGGGUCUCUGCAAUGCAGGCCUAACGAGGUGACAAAGAUUCCAGUGAAGAUUUCUACCUACCAAUAAAUGGAGAUGAGUUAUUUUUCUGUAAUACCUUGACCAUGUUCUUUUUAGGAAUCAGUUGCGUUUUUAGUCAACUUCAGUUUUCCUCUAAUUUCUUCUGCCAGUGCCAACAUAUCUCUUGUUAAAUUAGCAGCAACCAUUUAAAGUCUUUUCAGCAGCAUCUGCAUGAUAAUUGCACAGAGAUGCUUUAUAUCUGGGAAAAAAGCCAAGGAAUAAACCUUGAAGCAAAGUGUAUUAAAUUAGUUAUCUCGUUAUAACUUUUUGAAUAAUUUCCUAAUGAUGAAUUAAGUUUGAACUCAGAGCUGUCAAGUCCCAUUGCUCCAUUUGGACAUGAGAAGUAGAAAAUCAGGAGGGAAAAGAAUCUGUUCCUUUGUCUUAUUAUUCAGCUGCUCUUGGCUGAAAUGUGUACUUCUGCUUCUACAGUGAGCACAGGAAAGUUACUGCAUAAGAGAGUAAGAAGAGCUGCGUAUGAAGGGAAGAAUAUUAAGCAAAUGUUUUUUAUGCAAAGAUGCAUCAUAGGUGUCUUAGAAAAAUAUUAAUUAGAAAAAGGCACCAAAAAUCCUUUCCAAAUGAAUUCAGUGCCUAUUAAUGAGCCAAAUAAAUGGCCAUGUAGUAAACAGUCAUUUCCAAUUAACUCCUAAUGUGGCUGGUACGGUAGAUAGAAUUCCAUGUGACUCACUUUUUCCCUUUCGUUGUCAAAGAAUGGUAAUUUUAAACUUUUCCUUUCAUCUGACUUCAAUGUAUUUUUCCCUGCUAGAUUUUAUCUUGACUAGAUCUGCUAAUAUCAUAAGUGAAUUGGGCUGGUGCUUGCCUUCAGAGGUUCCUUUCCACCCCAGCUUCCAAAUGACCCUCAGCAUGUUGAUGUUUUAUGGUUGAAAUGUGAUACAGUUCUGUAAGGGAAAAACUGAACCUUCUGACUUUGAACCUGUUGUAGUUUUAUCAGGCCAAAAUUGCCUGGGCGGUAUUUCCUAACCUUUAGGGAGUGACAGGAAAAUGCAUUCUGCAUCCAAUUUUGUUAGUCAUAGCAGGAACGAACACAUGAGACUUAAAGCAACAGUGCUGUUUAGUUUCUGUCUCACAGACUUUAAACACCACAGUCCUUAAGGAGAAAAGGACAAUCUGGAGUUGCUGUAUGUUGUGUUGCAUGUUUUUUUAACAUCAAAGCAUGACAUGGGUUUGAGAACAAUUUCAUCUAUUUGGAGUAAAGUCUGGACUGAAAAUCUCACAGAUGCUUCAAUGAAUGGAACUGCACCUAAGAAGUUUGACAUAAGCAGCCUUCUCCCAGGGCACCCACAAUGCAGUCUGGCACAUUUAACCUAUGUUCCCUCAUGCUUUCUGAGAGAGAAUUUGCAGUGGAUGAUGUCUGGCUUGGGAAUCCAUUGUGUCUGUUUUCCUUUUUAUCCACUCUUCAUGCGUAUUUAACACUCUUUGCUUUUUUUCUUUAAAUUGUUACCAGUGAUAGUAUUGAGGUGCUGGCAUCAAAUUUUCGGUUAAGGUCUAACAUUUCAUGCCUACCAUUCCUCAAUCAAUCAGGGAUGGGAGAGAUGACAGCUGAGUUUGGACACUGCUCAGUGCUGUGGGUAUCCUGUUUCUGUCCUUCAUCAGAUACACUGGAAGAUGGUGGACAUUAACUGCUCAGGUCCUACUUGUUCCAGAUCCUACUAAGGCCUGUUUUGGCACCUCUUGUCCUUGACUACCUGAGAAAAGAUGAAGCUUGUUCCCACAAACAGUUUCUUUUCUAGUUAUACAGGGACCCUAAAUGCCCAACCUCAUCAAAAAUACCUUUUCCCUAAAUGCAUUUCAUCUGGCAGGGGACACAUCUGUGAGAACUUAUUCAACCUGUUGCUAACACAGUCCUUGAAAUUUACUGAAGGACAUUUCUGUUUCACUUAUGUAAAUCAGCUGCCUCAGCUACUAAUAUUAUUAAAUAUUUGCAUGAUUUCAAAAGUUGGGUUUUUUUCUUUUUAAAUUACUUCCAUGUAAACAAACAGAAAUGCAAAUGGCAAAACACAGACUUACUCAUUCUCUUCCAACUUAAAUGCUUCAAUAGGUAUGCUCAUUGUAAGCCAUUAUUUUUUGAUCCUACUUUGUCUGUGUAGUCCACAGCAACUCUGAAAUAAAUGCUGAUGGAAAUCUUGGAUAUAGUAAAAAUCUAUAGGAAAAAUUCAGCAGCUACUGAUGAUGCUGCAUUCUCAACAGCUGACUUCCCCCUGGUCUCCUGGGAGGAGAUGAUGACUGAAUUAGCUGUUGUCAGCCUUGCUAACAGUUUGUGAUCUGCAGCUCUUAUGCAUCACUGAGGGAGGUCUGACUCAAAUCUUGCUGCUUGUCUUUGUGGGGAAAAAAACCCGCUAGGGCAGCACCUACUGCAGGAAAUAAAGGCUGCAUGAUUUUGCAGGAACAAAUACCUGAACUGACUGUGAAAGGAGGGACUGCCUGAAAACAGCAUUUGACCACUCUUCUACAAAAAUGAAUAUAAAUCUGCUGAUGCAUAUUUCAAGUCAUAAGGAGUUUGGGGAUGGGUUUUUAUGCCAGUAAGAGAGAGGCUGCAAGUCCAGAGCCCCAAAGGCAAUUGUCCUCAGCUUGCUCUUAGCCUUCUAGAGAGGUCUGGUGCUAUGGGAACUACAGAUGCCAUCUAAGUCUUUAGAGAGGAGGACAUUAUACCUGCAGCUGUUUGCAGGGAUUGUGAUUUGAGGAAGGGAACAACUGGCUGCUUGGGCUGUGGGGUAAAUAAGAGAAGAUGGAGGUAUUAAACAUAAACAAACUAUUGUUAGAUUGUGAAACAAAACAUUGCAGAGGUCAAAAAUAGCAGUGUUUAUAUAAAUAUUUAAAGUAAAUAGAUGUCAGUGUUUUUAAAGUAUCUUAGAUUACAGUUCCAUUGGUUCCUCUGAGCCAUUUUUUGGUUGGCAUUUCUUUGAAGUUUUGUUGCCUCUGCUUUAUGUGCACCCUCAUUGAGUUUCCCACGUGUACACCAGCAUGACUUUGCCUUUGGAAAGUGAACUGGAAAUCGUGAUAAAUAGCAGCUUCCACUGGAGAAUCCCAGCACUACUGAACAGCAAGGGAAGGACUAAUACUUGAGCUGAUCCCUGUGAUCCCUGAAAUGAGUGCUUAACAGUUUUACUCUUCCAAAUCACCUGAGUAAGGACUCAGUGGUUGGACACUCAGCUCCAGGUGUUUCAGGGGUAGUGUCCCCUGAUUAUGCAGGCAGGCAUAAAAGAGGAAGGCUUUCCACAAACUAUUUCCAUGUAGGUUGGAGGGCACACCCUGACUUAGACAGGGGCUGGUAGUAGACACUUAAGAAGAAAUAUGAACAUGUUUAGAAAAGGGUGCUCAGCCCCUCUAGUGCACCUGGUAGCCAGUCCUUGAGGGGCUUCCUGAGGCCAAAGUUGUAUUCCAUUCACUGUGUUUAGUAACUACUGAUAGAUCCAUCUUCCAUAAAUCACCUUACCUUUUCCUUAGAAGCCAUUUAUUCCUCUGGCUUUCACAAUGUCCUGUGUUGGUGAGUUCCACAGCUCAAUUAUAGAUGUAAUAUAUAAGAACUUCUUUUUUGUGUAUGUUAAAUAAAAGUAUUUUCUUGCUUCUACUUGGUCUUUAGAAGAAAGCAAAUCUUUAGUGCCAGAAACACUGUUAUAGGAUGUUUAUCCUGUUGCAAUUGCUCCACAUGGAAAACACGUUUUCCUCACUAGUAAAGUACCCUUCUUUGAUCAUUUUACAAAGGAAAAAAGUUUACACAUGCAGAUGACUGUAAUAUUCCCAUAUGUAAUUGUGUGGAACAUGUUACAUGAACUAACGUGUUUAAGUUUUAUGUCACUGGAUUUUACUGUCCUGUUUUACUUCAGUAUUUUGAUGCUUCCUGUUUUAUUUGUUCUGUAAUUCUGUUCAUGACAGUUUAGCACAAAACAUCGAUCUGGAUCUCACCACCUCAUUGUAUGUACACAUUUUGUAGAGAAAUGAGACAUCAGUUAUAUGCCCUCCCUGCUCCCUCCUGUUCGGGCUGAAUGGCAGAGCUAUUCUAUGCUAUUGAAAGCCUUUAAAAAAAUCUAUGCAUGCUAUUUUUUAAUAUUCUAAUGUAUUAUUCAUAUCAGUACAUAAGCUUAUGCUUGUCAGUUUUA
Molecule: messenger RNA, 9874 nt
Organism: Myiozetetes cayanensis
Lineage: Eukaryota; Metazoa; Chordata; Aves; Passeriformes; Tyrannidae
Gene: PTPN14
Product: protein tyrosine phosphatase non-receptor type 14
Exons: 20
Coding region: 773-4345 (1190 amino acids)
Biological process (GO): lymphangiogenesis; protein dephosphorylation
Cellular component (GO): cytoskeleton
Molecular function (GO): protein tyrosine phosphatase activity
Source: RefSeq, a predicted model, not a curated record